AUGGAGACGGCACCGAAGAAGAUGAGACCAGCGGCACUCGAGGCGCCGGGGGGCACGGAAGCGGGGGUCCAAGCGCCGCCGCCCGAAGACGAAGACCGCAUCAGCCAACUCCCCGACGCCGUCCUCGGCGACAUCAUCUCGCUGCUCCCCACCAAGGAAGGCGCCCGCUCCCAGAUCCUCGCCACCCGGUGGCGCCGCCUCUGGGGAAGCUCAUCCGCGCCGCUCAAUCUCGACUGCAACGCCCUCAGGAGGCCGGCUGGGAGCUCCGAUAUUUUCGAGAGCGCCGUGUCGAGCAUCCUAUCCGCCCACCCGGGCCCUGGCCGCCGCUUCUGCCUCGACGAGACCCGCCGGCCCUAUCCCCGCUCAGACGAGGCCCUGGUGGACUCCUGGCUCUCGUCCCCCGCCCUCCACAAUCUGCAGCACCUUGAGCUACGCCAUGAUUACACAUCGUCUUACCCCUCCUACAACCAGCCGCCGCCCCCGCCGCUGCGCGCCGCUGCCUUCCGCUUCGCGCGCACCCUCCGAGUCGCCACCUUCGGAAGCUGCGCCCUCCCCUCCCAACCACCUCACUUCCCAAAUCUUAAGCUGCUCACGCUUGAAAAGGCCAGCAUCUCCUCCGAUUGCUCCCUGCACAACAUGAUCUCCCAGUGCCCCACUCUCGAGUGCCUGCUGCUUCACGACGUCUAUGGCAUCCCCUGUGCCCGGAUCAGCUCCCAAAGCCUCAAAAGCAUCGGCGUGCGUUUUGGAUGGUUCAGGGUAAGUGAGGAUCAGGAGCUCGAGGAACUCCUAAUCGAGAACGCCCCUUCUCUGGAAAAGCUGCUCAACCUCAACUGCAUACAUGUAACCGUGGUCUCCGCGCCUAAACUAGAGAUCCUGGGUCGUGUUUCGGAUUCUAACAAAAACAAAACCAGAUUGGUGUUUGGCUCCACCGUUAUUCAGGGAUUCCGUGUUGAUAGCAUGGCUGCCAGGAUUUGCACUGUCAAGACUUUAGCUGUCAAUAUGGGGAAUCAACUUAGUGUCAAGAAGGCUAUUGCGAUGCUUAGAUGCUUUCCAUGUUUGGAGAAACUGUACAUUAAGUUUUGCUGGGAGAAGGAAAUUAUGUACAGAUGUACUACUAUGAGCAUCUGGCGAGAUAUGAUGGAACCAAGACUUGACAUCCCUUUAAAGCUCAAGAAAAUAGUGUGUGACCUUUAUCAAGGCUUUUCCUCACAAAUUGAGUUUGCCAGAUUCUUUGUACUGAAUGCUACGGAGCUAGAAUCAAUUAUAUUUGAAGUUGAAGACAAAUAUUACAAUAAGGAGUUCUUUGCAUACCAACGUGCGGCGCUUCAGUGUGAGAAGAGGGUUUCAAGAGGAGCUUGUUAUCAAUUUACAACUAGACGAUGUCUGCGGGGGGUUGACGAGUUCAACCAUGCCUCUGACUUGGAUUUAACUGAUCCAUUUCUUAAGAGGGGUUCCAGGGGGUCUUCCUGUCGGUUUGUGUAGGCCUCCAUCUUUAUUUCCUGUGUUUAAUGACUGUAUCGUGGCAUUGCUUCUGUUGGCUUAUGUUGAUGUAAAAUGUGGAUGUGCCACAAUUUGAACAAGAAACUGAUCCGUAUGUGUAGGUGUUGAA
Lolium rigidum is the source of this 1609-nucleotide messenger RNA. RefSeq names its product F-box/FBD/LRR-repeat protein At5g53840-like. The coding region runs from base 1 to 1482 and encodes 493 amino acids. The transcript is spliced from 3 exons. NCBI's taxonomy places the organism in Eukaryota, Viridiplantae, Streptophyta, Magnoliopsida, Poales, Poaceae. Gene Ontology annotation, molecular function: protein binding. The record is from RefSeq and is a predicted model, not a curated record.